Molecule: messenger RNA, 3462 nt
Organism: Physella acuta
Lineage: Eukaryota; Metazoa; Mollusca; Gastropoda; Physidae
Source: RefSeq, a predicted model, not a curated record
AAACCGAAAAAAGUCUCGAGUUCGAACCCUCAGGCAGAUGAGGCUCGUUAGCUGGGGACAGCCACUCUUCUAGGAGAGACAACUCCAAAAUUAAACAACUGCUGCCUUGUAGUUUGUUCUUGGUUGGACUAAGGCUAUGGAAGCAAAUCCAAAAAGAAAAGCAGGCUGAAAUCGGAGUCAAUGGCGCAUAACCAGUUGACACGUAACGCUUAAUUGUGUUGGAGGCGUGGUCGAGUCGGCAAAAAGCUCAUGGUUGAUAAAUUCGAACAAAGUCUCGAGUUCAAACCCACUGGCAGAUAAAUCUCGAUCCCAUUCUAUACUAAUAAUUAAGAACGAAGAAGAAGAAGAAAGAAGUGAAUUUCCAUAUGACCAAAUAGGGAGUGAAUGACAGUAGAGAAAGUCAAAUGUACACAAACUUGGAUUACUUGGCUUGAAAAGUUUCUGGAUUCAGAGACUAAAUUAACAAUGUACCUAUUAAAAGCUGACAGUAUGUUUAAAGCAGAUGAAGUAGAGUUCAACUGUUCCUGCGACAUCUGCAUAUAAAGUAAUUUCGUGCUCAGUAUGUAUUCCUUAAAGAUUUCCUUACUAGAAUCCAGUAAUCAUUAAAGCUGGGUGAACUCAGGAACAUGCAAGUACCUUGAACCCAGGAACUAACCCUACCCACACUCUCCCGCUGAAGCUUGAGAAACAAAGCUACAGCGCCCCUCAUUGCUCUAAAAGCCAUUACUGUAUAGAUAAAUAUAAUUCAUCAACUGAACAUGAUUUAGAAUAUAAUGAGAAAAAAAAGUUUGAACCUUUUGCUGUUUGUUAACAUUUUACCUUUUCAGCACUGGAUACUUGACCUUUCAUUUCAUUGCAGGUGUAGAGUACUACAGGAUGUCCACUCAAGGCAACCCUGAAAUGGGGCCGAUGGCACCUGGCACUGUCAUGGUGGACAGUUACGGGAAUUACACAAGCGUUGGACCGAUGAUGUGUGGCGACGCCUACAUCAACAGCGGAUACGGAUGCGUGGCACCCGGAUACAGCGAGGUCACCAUGACCCCAGGUGUGAGUGGUGGUGAGAGCGAUAAAAUUGUUUCUAAAACUGUUCCGUCAGACAAGUGUGGGAGGGCUGGCUUGUUUAACACCAGCGCCCUGCGACCUUCUGACCUACGACCUUCUGACCUCUCGGGCGGCAGGUCUUAUCUGAGUGAUAAAGUUGUGGGUUGUGAUAAAAUUUCAGCCACGGUUGAGGAUAAGAGUAAGCUGGAGGACAGCGGUAAAGAAAGUGUUGGUCAAGCGGAGGAGGGAGGUAAAGAGGGUAAGGCUAAAGAGGAUGAGGAGGACAACGACAGCGAGGGCAUGGACGUCGGCAGCGACGGCGACAGUGGCUGCCCUAGCGAAUGCGCUGACCUCUCACCCGUCAGUGGCCCAGAUUCUUUCUCCUCCUCCGAGCUGGUGCACUCGGAUGGAGGGGAAACAGCUUCAGUGACUGAACAGUCGGCUGCUGAGAGCAGCAAGCCGAAAGGCAAGCGCCGGUAUUACAUGUACGGGAACCACAAGCUGGUCAAACCCAUUAAAGAGAUCCCGCUGCGGUUUCAAAUUCUUUUAGCGGAGACCAGCGCGGCCAAAGCUAGGUGCGAAGGCCAGCCAAUUUACAUGCAGCACCACCCCCAGCCUCAGCCCAUGUACGACAUUGUGUACUACCACGCCAACGACGACUCGCAGGUUACGCUUAACGCUAACGCUUCUUGUUUUGUCCCUAACCCCGAUGGUGGCGGUGUAGAUGCUAGCGCUAACCCUUACCUGCCUGAAUGCUACCCCGCUUACUGCCCGGUGUCCGGGUACCCCGGUGCAGGUGCCACUAACACCCCCUCCAACUCUCACGCUAUGCCGCCUGCGCAUGUCUUUGUGCCCCCACUGCCCCCCGCGUCCAUCCCGCCCCACUCCCCAGGUUCUCAGAACUGCCAGACAAUUAUUGUUUACUCAUCUCAAACUACCAACCCUCCCUCACAACCCCCUGCAACCCAGCAUGUUCACACAAUCAGCAUGCCUCCCCCUUUUCCCCCUCCCUCGUCAUUACCCCCACCCCCAAUAGACAUGUCCUCUAACAAUUCUCCGCCUGUAUCCAACCAAGCAGGUCGACCCAUCCAGGUCAAUCACGGCCAGACCAAAACAACUUCUACGUAUGUUGAACAGCAUAUCAAAACAUACAACCAGCCUCAGCCCCCAAACAAAUCCCUCCCCAUUCCGUUAAACAUCCCUCCCCCAAACAUCCACCCCAGCUCAUCAAACCACUCGGCCCCGCCCGUCUCCAUGUCCCCCUCCCUGACCUACACCAUGGCCCCCAACUACAGCAGCCCUACUUACAUGACCAUGCAGCCUAAAGUGGGUUUCCCCCCUCAGGGCUCACCUGUCCAACCCCUCCCCUCCACCCCCACCAGCCAGCCCCCGGCCCCCAGCUACCCUGUCCCCCCAGGUAACCAGUACAUGUAUGUUUACACCUCUCCUCCCGCAGGUCAGCCAGCCACACAACCACAUGUGGUGUACAUGGUAAGCCCUAGCUACCCCUCUUCACAGAGCUUCCAACAGCAAGGUGUCCUAGUCCCACCCACCUGUCCUGUUCCUGUUCAGUGAAGACCAGACAGAAUGAAAGUGAUAAACAAGUGAUACACAAGCUAAAAAAAAAAAAAAAAUAGAACAUCCUUCAAAGUGAUACAUCUAUUUAUAGCCCUUUAUCAACCUGUAAUAUAACGUUCUAAUUUAAAACAAACCUGUGCUGAAUGUGAUAUCUAUCAUUGCACUUUUAAACUACCUGCUAGAGUCACUUCUUUUUUCAACUUUUUGAGCCUUAACAUAAACAAUAUUAUGACCCCACUCAAUCUGACUCCGGAACUAAUCCUCUACGCUUUUUGCCUGCUUUUCUUUUCUUCUCUUUUAAAAAAAAAUUAUAACCUUUUUUUUUCUAAUUUAAAACCUUCAUAUGGUGAUGGUUUUUUUUUAAACACCUUUUAUUCUGCAUUGCAUGAGGUUGAUUAGGUUUUACUUUUUAACAAACCAAAAGUUCUCUGAACUAGAAUUUGACAACUUGUAUCUUAAAAUAUUAGAUUCUCUAUAGUGAAACAAAAAAAUUAAAAGUCAGAGGACUUGCAUUAUUGAAUCUUGCAAAGUAGCUUAAAAUUAUUAUUUUUUAAAUAUCUAAAACUAUCAUAACCAUAUGCACUACUCUUAAGAUGCAUAAAAGGUGGUCAUUUCACUAAUUAUCUUGCAAUUAACAGACUGACCCCUAUGUUUAAAGUACAAUUAAUUACUUAUAUAAAUACAGUAUUACUUUCUGCUUCAGUGCUUGAAAUGUAUAUGAACUAGAGAACUGUACCCAUUUUGUCUUUGAAUGUUUGUUUUUUCUGCUUGCUUGACUUGUUUUAGAAAUAGUUAACACACCCUGACAGUUCAGUGUAUUACAAUUAAUUUGUACCCAAUUAA